This is a messenger RNA of Liolophura sinensis, 888 nucleotides long. RefSeq lists its product as uncharacterized. The record is from RefSeq and is a predicted model, not a curated record. NCBI's taxonomy places the organism in Eukaryota, Metazoa, Mollusca, Polyplacophora, Chitonida, Chitonidae. The coding region runs from base 45 to 545 and encodes 166 amino acids. The transcript has 3 exons.
AAGCCGUUGUCUUGCAUGAGGCUGAUCAAGUCAGCGACACUAGCAUGUACCACGGAUCAGGGAUUCCGGAUGUGUGCCAAACUUUGGCCAACCCUCGGCGAUACCCUCUGGUGUACUCUACGAGCUGCAGGCCUAUUAAGCUAACAAUAGGUUCCGAGGCCAUUGACUGCUCGCCGUGUAUCCAUGAGAGUGAUGUUCUGGCCAAGAUGCGGGAGGGUGUGUGUGAGGGGGAUCGCCUUGUGCUGAGGGGGGCAAUAAAGUUGAUGGAACAGGCUCCUGAGUGGGUGUGGGAAGACGCCGCCCUUAGGUGCAUAGGGGACUACAUGGACUGUACAUUCUACGCCGGUGAUCUUGCCAGCAGGUUUACUGUGGGCUUCAACAGAAAAGCGGAGGUGGUUGCACGUUGUGACCACCCGAGUGUUUGGUUAAUUGUCAGAAACUAUUCGGCCAUCGCGUGGGCAGCCGUGGGAAAGGCCGUUCAUAUCGUGUCCAAGACCAUCUCAAAACCGCACAAGAAGAGAAAGAAACAGCGAUCGAAAUACUAAGUUUUUAUUUUGACAUUCUCUCGAUCAGGCAGAAUACUAACAGUUUUUACUGAUAUUUUCUCGAUCAGUCCAAAUACUGACACUUCUUAUUCUCUCGAUCAGUCAAUGUUUAUCUAGCAAUUGUCGACUUCAUAUUUUAUCUUCUGUCUUAACAACGUUUGGUUAUCGAUUCCUGUAACAUUUUUGUUCAUUUCCAACAAUACAUUCAACACUUGAAGACAAGCAUUAACCUCAAGGCAUGAGAUAAUCUUCUUUUAAAGGAUAAACCGACUAUAGAAUUGAGAAUUUUUGAAUUGGUUCAGGAAAAUACAAAAAUGAGUUGCAUUUGAAUCCUAACUAAACC